AUGUCGACCUCCGAACCCUCACCCACGUCGGUUCCUGGGAUGAGGGACGACCAACCCAUCCAUAAGGACUCCGAUAACAUCACGCCUCUUACCGCCCUCCCCGAAACCCAGCCCCAAACCUCAAACGAGAGUCUGCAGCAGAUCAAGAUGGAUUUAGAGCCAGAAAUAGAAUCGCGAAGUCCUAGGUAUCUGACCAACAAUACUGCGAACCCGAAAACAACCCAACAAUCAUCAACAUCAGUCCCAUCCGAACCUGCCCCGCUGGUGGAACAGAUGGAUGAAUUGUCAAUAUCAGAAAAUAUUGCUUCGUAUCCUCCAUCAUCACCGCAACUAACUACUUCUACUUCUUCUCCUCCUCCACCACCUGAAAAGGACGACGCCUACCAGAAUUUAAAUUCGGCCCAUGCAGGGUCCAAGGAAUCACUUUUUGAUCCAAGUUCUGAGAAAGAGCUUCCAGAAGUGCCAACCAAAAGCCAUACAGAGAAAUUGCGAGCUGGUCAAACCGACGGACCUCGAGAUGAGAAUGAUUCACAGCCAGAAAUUCAGAAUAUCAUGGGUCAAUUUCAGGACCCGACUCGAACAACUGAUCAACAGGAGAUUAUGUCGCCUCGACUGGAGCUAGCUGAGCAAUUUCGUGGCACUCAAGGCUACUUCCCUCCACGAAAGUCAAGCCUUGACCGUAUACCAUCCAACAUUCCUGGCUCUGUUGCGCCGCAGGGCAGCCACGCAACCUCAUCCACAGUUCAGUUUCCCCUCAACCCCACGGGUGCUGAUGAAACAAUAUCUCGGCAAUCAUCAGCUUCGGCAGCUCCGCCUCUACCAGAACCAGAGCCUGAUCAGCCGUUCGAUUUCCAUCGGUUUCUAGAACAGCUACGGCAUCGCACUGCUGAUCCCGUAGCCAAGUUUCUUCGGUCUUUCCUCUUGGAGUUUGGCAAAAAGCAAUGGAUGGUUCACGAGCAGGUCAAGAUUAUCAGCGAUUUUCUAGCCUUCAUUACAAACAAAAUGGCUAUCUGUGAAGUCUGGCGUGAUGUGUCAGACAGCGAGUUUGAUAAUGCCAAGGAAGGUAUGGAGAAACUGGUUAUGAACCGCCUAUACUCUCAAACCUUUGCGCCAGCUAUUCCAGCACCACCCACAAUCCCUAGAAGUGCAAGCCGUAGCCGUCGGAAGGAGAUCGAGAGGCUUCAUGGACCCUGGCGACGCGGCCAGCACCAGGAAGACAUUGAACGAGAUGACAUUUUGGCACAGAAGAUUCGCAUAUACAGUUGGGUCACUGAGGAGCACCUAGAUAUUCCUCCUGUGAGCGGUAGUGGACGCCGCUUUUUGAACCUGGCACAACAAGAGAUAAUGAAGAUUAAUGGCUACCGAGCACCUCGUGACAAGGUCAUCUGUAUUUUGAAUUGCUGCAAAGUGAUAUUUGGGCUUUUGAAGAAUUCCAAAAAAGCCGAUACCUCUGCUGAUUCCUUUGUCCCGCUCUUGAUUUAUGUGGUACUACGUGCAAACCCAGACCACCUGAUUUCGAAUAUCCAGUACAUAUUACGGUUCCGAAACCAAGAUAAACUUGGUGGCGAGGCUGGCUACUAUUUAUCUUCGUUGUCUGGAGCCAUUCAGUUUAUUGAAACACUCGACCGCACCAGCCUCACAGUCAGCGAUGAAGAAUUUGAGCGCAAUGUUGAGGCUGCCGUCUCUCGUAUUGCGCAACAAAAUCGAGAAAUAGAACCUUUGGACGAGAAAUCAGCAAACCGUCCACUCAACUCCGGUCCCACCUCACCGCCUCAAGCUGGACCAAGCCAAACCAGCGGACCAACCCGCAAAGAAGCCUCACAGUUUAGUGAUGAUGAGCCCUCUACGCCAGUUGCUGGACUCUUGCGUACAAUUCAAAACCCCCUCUCCACCAUCGGCCGCAUGUUCUCCGACGAUGGUGAUAACAACUCUCUGCAGAAUCCUCCUCUGAAACCCGCCUCCACUCCCCAGCCAGCGCCCCCACGUCUUAACCCAAACGUCUACCAGCCUCCACGCUCAAGCAGUGAGAGCCGACUCUCUGGAGACGAGGCAGUCGCCGAACUACGAGACAGUGGAAACAUAUCAGCCAAAAAGAAGCUGACUAGAGUGUUGGAUGCCCAGGAUGCAGCUGCACGUCAAGCAAGCGCUGAAGACGCCGAGGCCCGACGAAUUCAACGUGCUGAGCAUGCUAAUGUGGUCGAGACACUUUCAAACAUGUUCCCAAACCUGGACCGAGACCUCAUCUCAGAUGUGGUUAAGGUGAAAGAAGGAAGAGUCGGUCUUGCCGUUGAUGCAUGUCUCGCUCUCAGUACAGAGUAG
Penicillium taxi is the source of this 2319-nucleotide messenger RNA. Its product is annotated as guanine nucleotide exchange factor VPS9. Bases 1 to 2319 code for a protein of 772 amino acids. Lineage: Eukaryota; Fungi; Ascomycota; Eurotiomycetes; Eurotiales; Aspergillaceae. The record is from RefSeq and is a predicted model, not a curated record. Gene Ontology annotation, molecular function: guanyl-nucleotide exchange factor activity; ubiquitin binding; small GTPase binding. The transcript has 4 exons. Gene Ontology annotation, cellular component: endocytic vesicle; cytosol. Gene Ontology annotation, biological process: vesicle-mediated transport.